CUCAGUGGAAAUUUCCACUCUCUCCUCACCGCUAUAUCAGCAGACUUCCCCGGCGCCCGACUCACACGGAAAACAGAAGUAGCGGUUUGAAACUAUCUGAAGGACGACUACGAAUCAAUCUUUCGGACUCUACUCAUUGAUUUGACUGAAGAACACUUGGAUCUACAAGUUGUUUUUUUACACUUCUGUCUUUACUUAUUUCAAAGGCAUCAUGUCUCAGAAGCAGAUCAGCCUCCCAGCGAAGCUCAUUAAUGGCGGCAUUGCUGGCAUUGUUGGGGUUACUUGUGUCUUCCCCAUUGACUUGGUGAAGACCAGGUUGCAGAAUCAGAGACAAGGUCAGCAGGUCUACAAGAGCAUGGUUGACUGCCUUGUCAAAACAGUCCGAUCAGAGGGGUACUUUGGCAUGUACAGAGGCGCUGCUGUAAAUUUGGCACUGGUCACCCCUGAGAAGGCAAUUAAGCUGGCUGCUAAUGACCUCUUCAGGCAUCACCUCUCCAAGGACGGAAAGGGGCUGACAGUGUUUAAAGAGAUGCUGGCAGGUUGUGGUGCCGGCAUGUGCCAGGUCAUCGUCACCACCCCUAUGGAAAUGCUCAAGAUACAGCUCCAGGAUGCAGGCAGACUUGCCCAGCAGCAGAAGCCAGUCAUGAUGUCGCCCACCAAGCUCGUGGCCACCAACACCGUCAUCCGCCGCUCCUACAACUCCGGCACGGUGGUCUCGGCACCUCGAGCCGUGUCGGCCACACAGAUUGCGAAAGAACUGGUCCACAAGCAGGGCAUCCAGGGCCUCUACAAAGGGCUCGGGGCCACGCUGAUGAGGGAUGUGCCCUUUUCCGUCAUCUACUUCCCAUUGUUUGCCAACCUGAACAGUCUGGGCAAACCCAGUGCCGAGGAGACGUCGCCCGUCUAUUGGGCUUUCCUCUCCGGCUGUGUGGCGGGUUCUACUGCCGCGGUGGCCGUUAACCCCUGUGACGUGGUGAAGACGAGACUGCAGUCGCUGAACAAGGGGCCCACUGAGGAGACUUACAACGGAGUUGUGGAUUGUGUGAGUAAAAUAAUGCGAAAGGAGGGACCCUCUGCCUUCCUGAAAGGCGCUGGCUGUCGGGCUCUGGUCAUCGCUCCUCUGUUCGGCAUUGCUCAGGUUAUGUACUUUGCUGGCGUUGGCGAAUACAUCCUGGACAACACUCCUCUAAACCUCUUGUCGGCAUGAGCCCUUAUCGACUUGCUGGCUAUGCAUGGGACCUUCUGAGCGUAGAUGGUUGAAGAACUGGCAGCUACACGCCAUCAGUUUACAGCAACAAACAAAAACAAUAUUGUCUAACAGCCAGAAAUGCUAAUGAAGACCUGUGAUUUCAACUUCUGACAGCUGUGUUGCACUUAAACACUUUUGUGACUUAUUCAGGAGGCCGGGGCCAAUGUUUGCACUUGAAGCUGUUGGCCUUACUGGGCUUUGGGGGCUCAGAGCUGCAGUGUUGUUCUCUCUUUGUCCCUGAGACGGUCCUGUUUCCCUCUGUGAGGGAGGGGAGCUCACUCCAUCAGAGAGACACGCCCAUUUGUUGUGUUUUCUUCCAUGUCAUCACUUUCCAUAUUUAGUAUUCAACUUUUUGAAUGGCUUAAUGCAGCAGCUUGUAGUACUUUGUAUGUUUGGUUUUUUUGUUGUCUCGUGUUACAAAGGCUUCAGAUGGGGCACAAUUUACACAAUUUAUUGCAAAGGGAUUUUAUUUUGAAAUACAUUUUCCGUAAUAACUUUGGAGUUUACAUGUUUAAUUUCAGUGAUCAUGAACCUUCCUCCUGGCAUGGGACCAUAUGGUUUGCCAAACCAUAACGUGUCCUGUUCUAUACUUGAUAUUAGCCCAACAGUUGACGAGUAGUCUGUGAAAUGCAGUGUUUGUAUUUUACUACCUGCAGAAACUUGAGAUGCAGUCAUGCACAUUAUCCGUUUGUUUGUCCACAUGUGUGUUUGUCCACAUAAACGUUUUCAAUAACUAAUGCAUACCUGAACCUAUUACAUGUUUUGGUUUAUGCCUUAUUACUGCGACUGAGCAUGAACACAUGACUGUUACAAUAGUUUUUGUGAUGGCUUUUUGUACAUACCGUGUGUGUGUGUAUAUACAUUAAACUUUGCAAUGUACUUA
Messenger RNA from Cyclopterus lumpus (lumpfish), 2132 nucleotides. RefSeq names its product solute carrier family 25 member 55a (gene slc25a55a). Gene Ontology annotation, biological process: L-glutamate transmembrane transport; aspartate transmembrane transport; malate-aspartate shuttle. Bases 212 to 1207 code for a protein of 331 amino acids. NCBI's taxonomy places the organism in Eukaryota, Metazoa, Chordata, Actinopteri, Perciformes, Cyclopteridae. The record is from RefSeq and is a predicted model, not a curated record. The transcript has 10 exons. Gene Ontology annotation, molecular function: L-glutamate transmembrane transporter activity; L-aspartate transmembrane transporter activity.